CAGAAUUAUUUAAUUUGUUUCUAGUUUGUCCAAGAGAGUGGGGAGUGAGAGUGAAGCGGCGAGGCGGACGGCGACAGAUCUCCGCAAGGUCGAGAUAGAUCGAGGAGGUAGAUCGCCAUCGUCGCCGCUCUUCGUAGCACCGCGAUCCUUCCACACACGGAGAAGGUAGAUUUACCUUCACGACGGGUCGAUCGGAGGCCUCCCGGACCACUCCUCCUCCAGACUGCAGAUUUCGUUGGGAAGUUUGCUACGGCUAUCUGAUGAAUUGCUUGGUUUCUGCAGACGACCUCGAAUUUUAGAAGGAUUCAAAAUGAAGAAUAAAGAUACAAAGCCUGGGGCUAUGCCUGACAAGAAUCAUUGGACUGUCAUUAUUUUGGUAUUCUUGUUCUUAUGUGGAUUUUCCUUCUAUCUUGGAGGUAUCUUCUGUUCUGAGAAAAACAGAUACUUUAAGCGUGAUGAUGCUCCUGUGAUCCAAUCCUACCAUGACAUUGGAGUAGCUCCUCUCAAAGUCAAGCAUGUAGAGUUCGGGGAGUGUAGCUUGGAUCAUCAAGAUUAUACGCCGUGCACAGAUCCUAAGAGAUGGAAGAUAUAUGGUAAAUACAGACUUACUUUUAUGGAACGGCAUUGCCCACAAAUGGCUGACAGGAAAGAAUGCUUAGUUCCUCCUCCUGCUGGAUAUAAACCACCAAUCCGAUGGCCAGAGAGCAAAGGACAAUGUUGGUACAGGAAUGUUCCUUAUGAUUGGAUAAACAAUGAAAAAUCAAAUCAACACUGGCUUAGGAAAGAAGGUGACAAGUUCUUCUUUCCAGGUGGAGGUACCAUGUUCCCUAACGGAGUUGGUGAAUAUGUAAAACUGAUGCAAGAUCUGAUUCCUGGAAUGAAGAAUGGAACUAUCCGAACUGCUAUUGAUACUGGAUGUGGUGUUGCGAGUUGGGGAGGUGAUUUACUAGAUCAUGGCAUUCUAACUAUUUCACUUGCACCAAGAGAUAAUCAUGAGGCUCAGGUACAGUUUGCUCUUGAACGCGGUAUUCCAGCAAUCUUAGGCAUCAUUUCUACUCUGCGUCUUCCAUUUCCAUCAAAUUCAUUUGAUAUGGCUCACUGCUCCAGAUGUCUUAUCCCCUGGACAGAGUUUGAUGGCAUUUACCUUUUGGAAAUUCACCGAAUACUUCGACCUGGAGGCUUCUGGGUGCUAUCAGGUCCGCCUAUCAACUAUGAACGCAGAUGGCGAGGCUGGAACACAACUAUUGAACAACAGAGAUCUGACUACAAUAAAUUAAAGUUGUUGUUGUCUAGCAUGUGCUUCAAACUAUAUAAUGAAAAGGACGAUAUUUCAGUAUGGCUAAAAUCAGUAGAUAGUAGCUGCUAUAGCAAAAUUACUUUGUCAUCCUCCUUGCCCAAGUGUGAUGACAGCUCUGACCCAGAUUCAGGAUGGUAUACUCCACUGCGGCUGUGCCUGACUAUUCCGAGCCCAAAGCUUAAGUUGGGAUUGAACUUUCUACCAACAUGGCCAAAUCGAUUGUGGACAACCCCGGCACGGAUUUCUACACUUUACAAUGGCAAUCCUGGAGGGUUUAAGCAUGAUAACAAGAAAUGGAAGGCUAGGGUGAAACAUUACAAGGCAUUGCUCCCUGCUCUUGGAAGUGAUAAAAUUCGGAAUGUUAUGGAUAUGAAUACACUGUAUGGAGGGUUUGCGGCAGCUCUUAUUGAUUCUCCAAUAUGGGUCAUGAACAUCGUAUCUUCUUAUGGUUCAAAUUCCCUUGGGAUUGUCUAUGAUAGAGGAUUAAUUGGCACCUAUCACGAUUGGUGCGAGCCAUUCUCAACUUAUCCUCGGACCUAUGAUCUCUUGCACUUGGAUGGCCUUUUUACAGCCGAAAGUCACAGGUGUGAAAUGAAAUAUGUGCUACUUGAGAUGGAUCGUAUACUUCGUCCAACCGGGUACACAAUAAUUCGUGAAUCUUACUAUUUUGUGGAUGCCUUGGCAACCAUCGCCAAGGGAAUGAGAUGGAAUUGUGAAAAGCAUGCCACCGAAUACAAUGCAGCCAAGGAAAAGAUAUUAAUAUGCCAAAAGCGACUUUGGCAUGCCACUAAGCAAUGAAAUCUGAGGAUGACUGGCCAUGUCAAGCUGGGGGUUCUCUUGGUGCCUAUUCAUAGAUUGUCCUGCCAAUCGACGAAAAAGGUCCUAGUUGCGUUUACAAACAUGGUCAAAGUUGCACUAACUCAUAUGUUCAUAUGUAUAAUAAGGAGACUAGUUGUAGUAUGCGUGUACAAGGUCAAAGUAGGAGUUUCAAGUUCAUGUCAAUUUUUUUUUAAGUCUUAACCUUUGUUUCUCGAUCAUAAAAAUGAAAGGGUUUUAAAUGGGGUUGUUCCA
Molecule: messenger RNA, 2368 nt
Organism: Zingiber officinale
Lineage: Eukaryota; Viridiplantae; Streptophyta; Magnoliopsida; Zingiberales; Zingiberaceae
Product: probable methyltransferase PMT20
Exons: 8
Coding region: 311-2095 (594 amino acids)
Cellular component (GO): cytoplasm; trans-Golgi network; endosome
Molecular function (GO): methyltransferase activity
Source: RefSeq, a predicted model, not a curated record